Branchiostoma belcheri (Belcher's lancelet) is the source of this 2284-nucleotide messenger RNA. RefSeq lists its product as uncharacterized. NCBI's taxonomy places the organism in Eukaryota, Metazoa, Chordata, Leptocardii, Amphioxiformes, Branchiostomatidae. Bases 1 to 1113 code for a protein of 370 amino acids. The transcript is spliced from 3 exons. The record is from RefSeq and is a predicted model, not a curated record.
AUGGUGUUGCACGCCGGCGCUGACGCAGGUCUGGCCGUGCAGAAACGUCCGAACGUCCGUUCGUCUGUCAGGGACUCGGUGGUCGACCUCAUCGCCCGCGGGGUCUGCAAUCGCACCCACCACAGCGUCAAACACGGCCGUAGCCGCUCCGAGGACAGGCCACGGGACAGGCUGCCGUCCUUCCGUCCCACCAUGAAGGGUUUAGAACAAAGCCUGACCACCAUGUCUCUACCCCGGCGUGCUCCCUCUACACUUCACCAGCUCUCCCCCUCAACUCUCCUCCUGGGCAGCUCCACCCUCCCCAUGCCGGCCAUGGCCAACCUGUGGACUCGGGAAGAGAGCAGUCAGAAACUGCCCAUCAUUCAUGAGAGACUAAGAACUCCUUCUAGGAACCAAAGGUCUCGUUCCAUACCUAUGCUGCCCCCGCCCACUAAGGAACAGAGCACUCCAAGACGGUCCUAUAGUGAGGACCACGGGAGGAUGAUUCCCAUCAAGCCCAGCACGGCAGAAAUCAUGUUUCCGGAGAAGAUGUCGGACGCUCUGACGCCGGAUUCCGGAAGAAAAUCUACCAUCUUGAAGCCGGGAGGUCAGGCCCAGAGACCAGUGACGACAAACGUGGACAAGUCUGCGGAGAAGAGGGUGCACUUCCAGAUCACUCUACCCAGAGAAAAAGAGGUGACAUUCAGAGUGCCGACGCGAAAAGGCAGCGGUUCCUCGCGGGCCGUGAGCGAAGUCAGUCCCGAGAACAACUCCACAGUCACGCCGGUCUUCAAGGUCAUGGUUACCACGAAGAACAACGUCGAAGCAAAGCCGCCCACAGCGGACAACAACGAAAAGGCUAAAAUCGUAGCUUCGCCAGCCGAGGCCCUGUGCCGUACUUUCAUAGACACUCACAAACUCGGUGCUCCGUCUACACCUAAGCUAAGGACCUCUUCUCUAACCGUGGAUCAUUUCAGUGCCAUAGACUCCUACGCGGGGCAUGUCAACUACUGCGACCACAAGAAGACAGACCAAAUUGUGAAAUGGCUUGAGGACGUUAACGAGCAACAGAACAUAGACGCCAAAGUCAGAAGAAGUUUGUCAUCCACUUCAUCCGAGAAGAUCAGUGUAUGAUGGUUGAUCCUAGAUUAUGAAGGGAUCUCUCUACCUCUUGAAUGUGUGCACAGCUUAGAGUAAAACUGUUCAUCACAAGGUCGCUGUGACAGACCAAAAAGGGUUGUUAACUUAACUUAAGGCCGUACAGACGACAAAGAUGUUAAGAAUCUGAACAGACAAUAUUUUCAAACACAUCAAAUCCCUAGUACUGGGCAUGGUCUGUCCCAAAUGUUGUGUAUCGGGGGGUGUCACAAAUGUUCUCAUUUGAGUCCAUGCUACUUUUUUCAUUCAGUUGAAAGGGACAAAAACAACCGUUGUGAGACAAUAAUUUACAACCAGUGGUUAGGCGUAGAACAAAACAUUAAGCGAGUUGACAAUGCCAACCUUAAUUGACGGAGGAAGUCAUUGAAAGGUUUGAUAGAUAAAGCUCGAUUACAAAUGAGUAUGUCCUGUUGUACCCAUUACGACACUACUGCUACAGGACUCUGCUUAACAAUAUUUGUUUGAGAUAAGCGGUGUUAUUAGGUUAAUCCCUCAUUGAUAAUACCUGCCAUUGGUCCAAAUUAAUGCGACACAUUUGUUUUCGCCACAAGCUCUUGUACAGCUGCUGAUCAGGAUUGGGAUAUCUUCGUUGCAUUUGUGCUUAAAUGUCUACUUAUUUUAGAGCUGUGUCAAUACUCCACAUUGAUUCAACAUUAAGCUUUAUGUUGAAAGACAGUUUUGUUAUGUUGGAUCAUGGUUUCAUUUCUCAGAUAACGUUUUAUGAUUACGUUAUUUAUGAUUUGUUUGGAUUCAUUUUCAUUUUGUACAUUUCGUUUUUGUAUGAAUUCUGUCUCGCGGAACUUCAGAACUUUAUGCUGUUAUGGGUCAUAUCGGUCUAGCUAGUACGGUCAUUCGUUUCAAAGUUCGCUUUUAAACGUCGCUAUCAAAGAGACAAAUUGGAAAAUGAUCGUGUCGGCAUGGAAGCAAAUUGCGGUUGUCAACAGUCGUGUCACCUCUGGUGUUACCUUAAUUAUGCUGCUUUUAAAAACAACUGUUCGAAGUUUCACAACAAUUGCAAUCAACCGUGCUUAGUGUGCAAAUAAACAAUAUUUCACUGGCAAUUAAAUGGGUGCAGUGUUUCGUAAAUAAUACUUCUUACCAAUCAAAACAAAAAUAUUCUAUUUCUAGACGGGUAUGUUGUUGAAGU